Messenger RNA from Coprinopsis cinerea okayama7#130, 1242 nucleotides. RefSeq lists its product as hypothetical. The coding region runs from base 1 to 1242 and encodes 413 amino acids. Lineage: Eukaryota; Fungi; Basidiomycota; Agaricomycetes; Agaricales; Psathyrellaceae. The record is from RefSeq and is a predicted model, not a curated record. The transcript has 6 exons.
AUGGACACACCGACGACGCAGCUUGGCCACAGCCGAAGAAGGCUCACCAGGACUGGUCACGUCGUCGGUGACGAGAGUACCGCGACCACUGCGUCAAGCCUGCAGGCUGGGCCAUCCCGUCUACCAGAGCUCACCCAGCUCAUGGAUGUCGAGUUCAGCGACCUGGACAAGUCUUCCGAUGAACUGGGAAGUGACGACCACGCCACACCAAGACUAAGAGCAUCGAAGCUACCAGGGGAAAGCGAAACCCAGAAGCCUGUGGAUCGUCUACGCGCUCUCCUUGCUCGCGUUCCCAAUGGCUCCCCUUCGACUACCCCUGUGGCAACUCGACCUCCCCACUCUCUGGCGACGUACGAAUCGGACUCAGAUGCAAUGGACACCACACAUGCAACUGCAGCACCCAGCGAGGCCCAAACCAGUCUUCGCGGCGUUUUUUCUCAUGCUCUGCGACCUCCAGGCGAUACUCCUCAAAAACCUCGGCCACGGCGGAAUAGCAUUGAUACGAGUGAAGUGGAGAGUCCCAGGACUGAAAGGGCUAAGCACAAGGCGAAACGGAAGAGCUUGAGCGACGAAGAGGUUGAAAACUCAUAUCGAACGUCUCAAGACACACCAGCCUCCGCAAUCAAGGGCAAAGGGACAGCUUUAACGUCGCUCGAGGUUCUCCGCCAGCGAAUUAUGAACCACUCCAAGGCCGAACACCAUGAUCGCUCGCAGUCGCCGACGAAGCAGGACCUGAGCGACGAUACAGCGGAGCUUCUACGGGAACUCAACUCUUCGCGAACCUCCCCUCCGGCAGCAACAAGCACCCCGCACCAUUCGCUCCAGAUGUCUCAAUUCCAGAUGCAAUCCAAUCUUCUCGACCAUGAUUCUGAAAUGCAGAGGGCAUUCGAUGUUGCUGAUAGUUACGAAUUCCCGACAGGCAUUGCAGAGCCGGGCAAUGCGUCAGAAGCGAAUCCCAAUGUGGAUUUCCCCAGCUCACCAGAAUCAGACCGUCAAUCUGUGAUACCUCAACCCACCACCACCCCCUCAAGACCAGACUUCCACAAGCCACACACCGUUGAACGACAGAUCGCCUUCCAUUCGCAACGCCUCCAAGGCAACCUCUUCAUCUCCCAAAUCGCCCGGAAACCUAACACAAGAACGAUCCACGAGUUCCUUGUCCCGUGCAGGGUCUCGUUCCUCACUCACCGCGAGAACACUAACACCACGGACCAGAGUCGUUUCUUCUCCCCGUUUAUCUGA